CCUGUGCAUGAGGCCGUACACUCUCACCCUAUAGCUCCUCCUCCACCACCACCACCACCACCAGCACCUAAGAACACUUACAUACCACCAGCUCCUCCAGCACCAGCAGCUCCUGUACAUGAAGUCGUUCGCUCAGAGCCAAUUGCUCCUCCUCCACCACCACCGCCACCAGCGGCACCUAAAAACACUUACAUCCCACCAGCUCCUCCAGCACCACUAGCUCCGGUGCAUGAGGCCGUACACUCUCAUCCCAUAGCACCUCCUCCGCCACCACCGCCACCAGCGGCACCUAAAAACACCUACAUCCCGCCAGCUCCGCCAGCGCCAGCACCAGAGCCAGCGCCAGCGCCAGCACCGGCUCCAGCCCCAGCUCCUGCUCCCGAUGUUCCACAAAAUACCUACCUUCCACCACCAUCCCAAGGUUACAGCUAUCCAGCUCCAGUGCAUGAGGAAGUAAAAUCAGAGCCAAUUGUUCCACAAAACACCUACAUUCCUCCACCACCACCACCACCACCACAAAACACUUACAUCCCACCAGCUCCAGUGCAGGAAGCUGUGCUCUCGGAGCCAAUUGCACCACCACAGAACACCUACAUUCCACCACCAGCAGCACCACAGAACACCUACAUCCCACCACCAGCUCCGGUUCAAGAAGCUGUGCUCUCUCAGCCAAUUGCUGCUCCUCAAAACACCUACCUUCCUCCAACUUCUUCGCACGGUCAGGAUGGUUAUCGUUACAAGACCGUUCGACGUGUUGUCUAUAGACGCCGUUUCUAA
This is a messenger RNA of Rhagoletis zephyria (snowberry fruit fly), 777 nucleotides long. RefSeq names its product leucine-rich repeat extensin-like protein 3. The record is from RefSeq and is a predicted model, not a curated record. Lineage: Eukaryota; Metazoa; Arthropoda; Insecta; Diptera; Tephritidae.